AUGGUGGAUAAAAAUUUAAAAUAAGUUGAUAUUGAUGUUGAUAAUAUUAUAGAAAAAUUGUUAAGUUGUCGCGAAUAUAAACCUGGAAAACUAGCAAAUUUAACAGAAACAGAAAUUAGAGGUUUAUGCAUAAAAUCGAGAGAAAUUUUUAUUUCCUAGCCUAUAUUACUUGAACUUGAAGCUCCUUUAAAAAUAUGUGGAGAUAUACAUGGCUAAUUUUACGAUUUAUUAAGACUGUUUUAAUAUGGAUAAUAUCCUCCUGAUGCAAAUUAUUUAUUUUUAGGAGAUUAUGUUGAUCGAGGAAAACAAAGUUUAGAGACAAUCUCACUUUUAUUAGCUUAUAAAAUAAAAUAUCCUGAAAAUUUUUUUCUUUUGAGAGGAAAUCAUGAAUGUGCAUCAAUAAACAGAAUAUAUGGAUUUUAUGAUGAAUGUAGAAGAAGAUUCAAUAUAAAAUUAUGGAAAACUUUUACAGAUUGUUUUAAUUGUUUACCUGUCGCAUCAAUAAUAGAUGAAAAAAUAUUUUGCAUGCACGGAGGUUUAUCACCUGAAUUAACAAAUCUAGAAUAAAUACGUAGAAUAGUAAGACCUAUAGAUGUUCCUGAUACUGGAUUAUUAUGUGAUUUAUUAUGGAGUGAUCCUGAUAAAGAUGUUUAAGGAUGGGCAGAAAACGAAAGAGGUGUUUCUUAUGUUUUUAGUCCAGAAAUAGUUUCUGUUUUUUUGAAAAAGCAUGAACUUGAUUUAAUAUGCAGAGCACAUUAAGUUGUUGAAGAUGGUUAUGAGUUUUUUGCUAAAAGAUAAUUAGUUACAUUAUUUUCAGCCCCUAAUUAUUGUGGAGAAUUCGAUAAUGCAGCUGCUGUUAUGACUAUUGAUGAAUAAUUAAUGUGCUCUUUUUAAGUUUUAAAACCUGCGGAUUCUAAAAGUGGAAAAUGA
Messenger RNA from Ichthyophthirius multifiliis, 930 nucleotides. Its product is annotated as protein phosphatase catalytic alpha isoform, putative. Gene Ontology annotation, cellular component: nucleus; cytoplasm. The transcript has 8 exons. Lineage: Eukaryota; Ciliophora; Oligohymenophorea; Hymenostomatida. The record is from RefSeq and is a predicted model, not a curated record. Gene Ontology annotation, molecular function: protein serine/threonine phosphatase activity.